UCAUAAAGUUCAAAAGCUAGCGGUAUCUGUAAAAUACCAUGACCAUUAACAACCAGCAGCUAGGAAACACAUGCUCCAAAACUACCACCAUCAGACAGUGACAGACCCUGAACACACCCACUCCUCAUCAUCUAACUCUCAAGACGAGCAAAGGAGCUACCAGUCAGAGAUAGAUGAGGGGGACGUACAGCCAGAGGAAACAGACACACAACACCUAACAGAGAUGUCUGGUGGUCCCCUCUCCUGCUUCUCCAAACAGGGAAUACUCCUCCUCUCUAUCCUCCACUAUGGGAUCUGGGCUGAAGUCACAAAGGAGAAGUAUGGAUUGAAGGGGGGUUCGGUGUGCCUGCCUGUAGAAGAACCACCGGAGGAGCUUGCAAGCCAAAGUUGGAAGGUCAAUAGUACCAUAAUAGUUGCUGACAAAAUGGUCUCUCCUAAAUACAUGGAGAAAGUGGAAUAUAAUCCAGUGAACCACUCUCUGUGCAUUAAGAAUCUGAGUGAAAAAGACAGGGGAACUUACAUUGCAACCUAUAAGAGAAAUUGGGAAGAGUCAACUACUACAUACAUACUAACAGUACAGGCGCCUAUAUCCAAGAUGGUUAUCCAGACGGACAUCAAGCUAUUGGCCAACCAGUCCUGUUCAGUGUGGCUGCUGUGCAACGUGUCAGUCUGCUCCAACCUCUCCUACACCUGGGAGAGAGGGAAUGAGACGUACAGGGACGACCAGCAGAUACACUUCUCUCUGUCACCAUCAGACGGAGACAUCAGUGUAACCUGCACUGCCUCCAACCUAGUCAGUGAGAAAUCUGCCUCUACAACAGUGAAGUGUAGUAAUGACACAACCACCCCAGGGCAGGUGUGGUAUAGCAUCUGCAUCAGAGUGUCAGUGGUGCUGAUCCUCAAUGUAGCUGUGGCAGUGUAUUACUGCAGGGGCCGCCGUAACACGGACAAGAGGGACUGUGGAUGACCUGGCUGACCCAAGACUGAACAAGCCUCAGACUCUGUAUGACACGAUCAAAAUUGGACGCCCAAUAGCGCCCUCUUCUGCCUACCAGGAAGUACUGUGAGCUGAGCAGGUUAUGGUCAUAGGAUUGGCCUUAUAUCUCUGCACCCUAGGCUACAUUCUGUAGAUAGUUGUUACUGUUCAGUUUUAUCAAGACCUGCACAUUUCUGACAUUUUUGUGCUUAUUUUUUUUCUGAUUGCAAUCUUAUCCCUUUGUUGUUCCUCAUAUAUAUAUACAGUGUCUUCAGAAACUAUUCACACCCCUUUACUUUUCCACAUUUUGCUAUGUUACAACACAUUUAAAAUUGAUACAAUUUAGAUUUUGUCACUAAUCUACACCAUAAUGUAAAAGUGGAAUUGAGUUUAGACAUUUUCUCAAAUUA
Coregonus clupeaformis (lake whitefish) is the source of this 1386-nucleotide messenger RNA. RefSeq names its product T-lymphocyte surface antigen Ly-9-like. Bases 71 to 967 code for a protein of 298 amino acids. The record is from RefSeq and is a predicted model, not a curated record. The transcript is spliced from 7 exons. Lineage: Eukaryota; Metazoa; Chordata; Actinopteri; Salmoniformes; Salmonidae.